AUGAUCACUACUGCCGACAUCGACAAGAUUCUAGAGGAUAGCUACAACUACAUGCAAAUACGGAGUACGCCUCCUUCUCACCAUCUGUUGCCCAUGUCUUUUGACGAUGACCCAAACAACAUGGAACCUUUGCCCAUGAGGAGCAGACCAGCACAGCGACAACAUGAUUUCGUUCUCUCCUCUUUCAUGCUGGAACUACUACUGGUACCGAAACAGCCAGAGAACACCAACCUUCGACGAGAAGACCAAUCCGAGGAUACUGUAGAAGAAGAGGAAGAGAAAAAAGCUGGCAUUCGCCUGUUCCAAGAGAAGCAAUGGCAAGCUCACUUCCAAAAGCUUGAACAAUUCAAGCUUCGACAUGGACACUGUUGCGUUCCUCACUCUUAUUCAAGGGAUUCCACUCUCGCUAGAUGGGUCAAGAGACAGAGAUACCAAUACAACAAGAAGGUCAACAACAAGCUCGAUGACACUACGACUUUUUCGACUCGUCGCAUCCAAGAACUCGAAGCUAUUGGUUUUGUAUGGCAUCCGCCUUUGUCCGCGUGA
Molecule: messenger RNA, 546 nt
Organism: Cylindrotheca closterium
Lineage: Eukaryota; Bacillariophyta; Bacillariophyceae; Bacillariales; Bacillariaceae
Source: the annotation of a GenBank genome assembly